AUGCAUUGGAGUAAUAUCAUCCUCACUGUGGCGGCUCUCGCUAACACGGCUGUCGGGCAAAACAUGUUGCGAUUUGCAUGCUCUCAGCUCGUCGUUGAGCGUACAGACCCUCUUGUGAAUCCUGGCAUGAAGUACACUCCACAUCUGCACCAGAUUGUAGGAGGCAACGCCUUCAACAUCACCAUGGAUCCCUCGAUCGACCUCGCAAAAACAUCCACAUGCACAUCCUGCAGCUUCGUACAAGACAAGUCGAACUAUUGGACAGCCGUCAUGUUCUUCAAAGCCAAAAAUGGAACUUAUAUCCGUGUGCCCCAGAUCGGCAACGGCGGACCCCAGGGCAAGCUCAUCAACGACGGCGGUCUAGACGUUUAUUACAUUCCAAGCGGCAAAACUACCGCCUUCAGAAAAGGUUUCCGCAUGCUCGUCGGCUCAGCAACCAACAAAGAUCCCAGCAAAGUCAAACUCUCAAACAUCUGCCACCGCUGCUGGACCUCCCCCUCCGAAGACACCUUUGUCGGCGGCGCCCCCUGCACCGGCUCUGACACCGUCGACAUUCCUAAAGACCCAAAGUGCAAGCUUAUCCGCCAGACCAUCAUCUUCCCCGCCUGCUGGGACGGCAAGAACCUUGAUUCACCAGACCACCAGAGCCACGUUGCGUACGGCCAGGGCAGCGGCGCAAAUGGCGGUGGUGCAUGUCCGUCUAGCCAUCCCGUUAAGCUACCGCAGAUCAUGUACGAGCUCAUGUGGGAUGUGAGUAAGUUUGCAGACAGGAGUUUGUGGCCGACGGAUGGAUCUGAUCCGUUUGUUUAUUCCAUGGGUAUUGGUGGAUCCGCUGCCCACGGCGACUACGUGUUUGGCUGGGACGGGGACUCGCUGCAAAAAGCCAUGGAUAACGGGUGCAAUUUGAACAAUGCUUGUCCUAAGGCGGGGCUAACGACGCAGCAGCCUGCGCAGUAUAAUGCUUGUAAGAAGAAGCAGCAGGCGCCUGAGCAGGUGGAUGGAUGGCUCAAGUCUUUACCGCUUGGAGACAUGCCUAUGAGGGCCUAG
Messenger RNA from Bipolaris sorokiniana ND90Pr, 1047 nucleotides. RefSeq lists its product as uncharacterized. The coding region runs from base 1 to 1047 and encodes 348 amino acids. The record is from RefSeq and is a predicted model, not a curated record. NCBI's taxonomy places the organism in Eukaryota, Fungi, Ascomycota, Dothideomycetes, Pleosporales, Pleosporaceae. The transcript is spliced from 4 exons.